GGCGUUCAGCCUAAAGAUGGCCGAUUGUAUCGCUGACACUAGUGGAAAUGCAGAAAAUCUGUAUAAGAAACUUAAACAACAAUUAACGAAGAAGAGAAAAUGUCCACUCAGCAACACAGCUAUAAUAGCACCAAUUAAUGUGAAAAGUUGCAACGGCAUCGGUUCGGUAACAAUGUCUGCAGCACAAGUUGAAUGCAAAUUGGGACGAGGGUUGUUUUUGCCAAAUUAUUACAGAAAUGGUGUGAAGUUCUUGUCAAACAUAUUACAAGAUCAGUGCACGACUUUGUCUGAAGAAAAACGAGUAGCAGUCGAGUGUUUUGUUAAAUUCUUUGAAACUGAUCAACAUGUGCAGUGUCUUCAGAAGUUGAAGGAUUGUAAUGUAGAGAAGAUAAAAGAACCAGAUAUUCAAGCUUAUUUAGCAUGUCACAUAUUUGCACCUUUGGUACCGGGAUCAGAGUUUUUGAUAGACGGAAAACAGUUCCCUCUCAAAAUGGAAAGAAAGUGUCCAACAUGCAAUUUGAAACUUAAACUUGGAGACACAUCUUUAGGCCAUCCUACUAUAUGGUACGGUAACACAAAUAUACUACUGGGCGGAAGCAUUAAAAGCACUGUAAAACUAACAACUGAGGCAAAAAUGAUGGACGACACUUCAAAAUAUGAUGAAAAAGGUGGUGGAGAACCAUUUCUUAAAAGGCAGAGAGUUGAUAGUGCCAAUUCUUCUGAAGAAAAUCAAUCUGAUACUGAUGAAUCACCUUCUGAAUCAGAUGAAUUCGAAGAAUUUGGCUACUUCAGUUCUGUUGCAACUUUUACACAAGGUAGAAAGCAAGCAGUAGCACAAGCCAUUGCUCAAACAAUUGUAAGUGCGUUUUGUGAGGUAAAGAAAGACUCUUCCAUGAUGAAUUCAUUCAUUCCUUCAUUUUUAGCUACAGAGAAGGCAAUUACUAUAAUCAUGUACAAUGUUGGUAAAGAUAAAUUAUUGAUAAGCCAGGAAUUGCAGCUUUUUGACAAACUUUCUGGUGAUGUUAAUUUAUCAACUAUAUUGUAUGUUUGGCUGACAUUGAAUUUUAACAUCUUUGAGAAGACAUGGGAUGACUACUUUCCGAAAUCGGGAUUUAAGGACUACAUCACUAAACAUUUGAAAUGGCCUGUUUAUUGCUUUGAUGUAACAAGACCACUUGGCACAGCUCCAGAAGAAAAUUGGCUUUUGUUUGAAGUGUCUGGCAAGCAGCUUUCAGAUAAAGAAAUGGCUUGUGUAUUCUCUGACUUGGACAACUUAUAUUCAAAAAUCCAUCAGGAUGUGCAGUAAAUAUGGUAGACUUUUGAACUGUAGCAAUCAUCUAAGGCUCAGUGAAUCUAAGGAAGAGCUUGAAACUAGUCCAGUAUUAAAAGCCUAGUUUUUUUCUUGACGAUUCGAAGAAUAGGGGGAGCUAUUGCACUCGCCCAUUCAUCGGCAUCUUUGUCAGGGUGCACUGAUGUGGUUAAGUUUUGUACUAAGCUGGUAUAUCAGUAAUCUCUAGUGGAAAUAGAUUGAAACUUCCAAGUUUUUGUUCACUGUGAUAAUUUCACAUGCAGUGCACAGGUUUCAAAACUACUUGUUUUUUAGCUCAUCUGAUUUUUGGAAAAAAAAAUGACGAGUUAUUAUCAUCACUUGAUCAGCGUCUGCGUCGGUGUCGGCGUCGGCAUUGCCUGGUUAAGUUUUAUGUUUAGGUCAGCUUUUCUCCUAAACUAUCAAAGCUAUUGCUUUGAAACUUGCAACACUUGUUCACCAUCAUAAGCUGACCCUGUACAACAAGAAGCAUAACUCCAUCCUGCUUUUUGCCAGAUUUAUGGCCCCUUUUGUACUUAGAAACUAUCAGAUUUCUUGGUUAAGUUUUAUGUUUAGGUCAAUUUUUUUCUCCUAAACUAUCAAAGCUAUUGCUUUGAAACUUGCAACUCUUGUUCACCAUCAUAAGCUGACCCUGUACAUCAAGAAACAUAACUCCAUCCUGCUUUUUGCAAGAAUUAUUGCCCCUUUUGGACUUAGAAAAUCAGUUUUCUGGUUAAGUUUUAUGUUUAGGUCAGCUUUUCUCUUAAACUAUCAAAGCUAUUGCUUAAAAACUUGCAACCCUUGUUCACCAUCAUAAGCUGACCCUGUACAGCAAGAAACUUAACUCCAUCCUGCUUUUUGCCAGAUUUAUGGCCCCUUUUGGACUUAGAAAAUAUCAUAUUUCUUGGUUAAGUUUUAUGUUUAGGUCAACUUUUUCUCUUAAACUAUCAAAGCUAUUGCUUUGAAACAUGCAACACUUGUUCACCAUCAUAAGCUGACCCAGUACAUCAAGAAAAAUAACUCUAUCCUGCUUUUUUAAGAAUUAUUGCCCCUUUUGGACUUAGAAAAUCAGUUUUCUUGGUUGAGUAAUAUGUUUAAGUCAGCUUUUCUCAUAAACUAUCAAAGCUAUUGCUUUAAAACUUGCAACACUUGUUCACCAUCAAAAGCUGACUAUGUACAGCAAGAAACAUAACUCUGUCCUGCUUUUUGCAAUAGUUAUGGCCCCUUUUGGAUUUAGAAAAUAUCAGAUUUAUUGGUUAAGUUUUAUGUUUAGGUCAGCUUUUCUCCUAAAUUAUUCAAGCUAUUGCUUUGAAACUGCAACAGUUGUUCACCAUCAUAAGCUGACAUGUACAUCAAGAAACAUAACUCUAUCCUGCUUUUUGCAAGAAUUAUGGCCCUUUUUGGACUUAGAACAUCAUGGGUAGGACAAUUUUUCUAUUAUACAAAAAAAAAUCAGAUGAGCGUCAGCACCCGCAAGGCGGUGCUCUUGUUUUUACCAAGUUAUGCCUCCCCCCCCCCUCUACCUCCCUGGUUGGAAUGGAUUGAAACUGCACACAAAGUAUUUGUUCAGUGAUGAUCUGAAAUGCAGUGCAAAGGUUUCAUAACUCUAUUUUGCAUUUUCACAAAGUUAUGCCCUCUUUUCUACUUAGCAUUUUGUAAUCACCUUUGCCAAGGUAAGAUGCAGUUAUGCAAUUUUUUAUAACAUUUUGGUCAAAUUUUGAAGGUCCUCUUUUUAGAUGCCAGUUCAUGUUAAUCAAAACUGUAAAAUGCUAUAGUUUUUAGGGUGAUACAUUUCACUGAUAAGUUUUGAUAUUUAAUUUUGUGAUAGAAUCAACAUUUUGAAGAAAAAUACAGACUUAGUAGUAUAUGUUAAAUCAAACUAUUGUAUUUAAAAACAGAAUGAGACAGGAAGAACUAUUUUUAUGACUGGAAACUGCACAUAAUUACCUUCCUUUUCAGUUAAAAAUAUUCUGCUUAUACAAA
Mercenaria mercenaria is the source of this 3289-nucleotide messenger RNA. RefSeq lists its product as uncharacterized. NCBI's taxonomy places the organism in Eukaryota, Metazoa, Mollusca, Bivalvia, Venerida, Veneridae. The transcript is spliced from 3 exons. The coding region runs from base 17 to 1306 and encodes 429 amino acids. The record is from RefSeq and is a predicted model, not a curated record.